Messenger RNA from Onychostoma macrolepis, 2121 nucleotides. RefSeq lists its product as uncharacterized. NCBI's taxonomy places the organism in Eukaryota, Metazoa, Chordata, Actinopteri, Cypriniformes, Cyprinidae. The record is from RefSeq and is a predicted model, not a curated record. The transcript has 7 exons. Bases 407 to 1108 code for a protein of 233 amino acids.
GGUUUGAUUGCUUGCGUUAGAUGAGAAAAAUAGUUUUGCCUACCUGAUGUUGUAGAUUAAUGCAGGUGGAGUUCGGGUCGCGACUCGCGGUCUUUAUGUCAAACGGUUCUGGUCUGGUACAGAAAUAAAUUAGUGCUGCUGUCGGAUAACGGGUCGGGUGUUCUGUUAAGUACUGCUGGUGAACGUUUACCAAACAGGACCCGUGCAGGACUCUGCUCUGCGUCAGAUAACCCCAUGUGCGUGAUGCGCCAUUUACAGGAGGGGGCACUUAAUUUUUCACGUAGGGCCGGUAUUGGACAUUUGAUGAAAUUCAGCCCACAGACUCCUUUGAGCACAGUACUGUCUGCGUGGAAUCAAAGUCCGUGUCAUUUGAACACAUUUUAAAGAUUUAAGCCAUUCAAGAGCGAUGCAAGGACCAGAACUGGUCGACUCGAGGAGUCGUUUUCGAUUUAUUGAAUCUUGUCUCGGCUUGAUGGGCUGUUUGUGUAUCAGCUAUGCGAUCUGGUCACCUCGGUGGCUGGAUGACCAGGGUCUGUGGACCUCAGGGAAUGAGACCAGACUGGACGACAGCUGGACCACUGAAGACAUUGCUAAAGUUUCCACAGCUCUGGAGGCUGAGAGAGUGUUUGCAGUGGUGGCUUUCCUGAUGUCUGUGAGCUCUGGACUGCUGUGUCUCAUGUUUGCCCUCUGCUGGACGUCUCAAACGGUGCGUUCCUACUCCAACACUCGCUCGCUGCUGAUGGCAGGCCAGGCGCUCGACCCGACCACCCUGCUGCUGUUCACACUAGUACCUACAGGUUUUUUCUUUUUUCUCAUCUGGGCGCUUUUUACCCAUCAACAUAUUGGUGAGAUCAGGGAUGAUGUUAGUCGACUCGGCCCGUCCUACUGGCUGGGAGUGGUGGGUUGGGCUUUGCUAUUGGCCGUGCUGCCUGUGGUCUUCCUGGCAGAGAAGUUUGUGGUUCCCGACAUCCUGCCGGAGUUAAAAAAGGCUGCCGAAAUGUGGUGGAAGGCUCCGGAGGUUGCACACGCGCGAUCGUUUAGUGAGGGUUGCCAUCGUUCACAGCAUAAGUCUCAUGCUGACUUCAGGAGGUAUUUGUCAGUGCCUUGAACGAGAGGAAGGAGGUAGAAACAAAAUACAUGAAAGAAGAGACUCUGGUCUCGCUGGUCUUCUAGCCAAAUAUAUGAGCUGAGCAUAUGCCUCACAACAGGGUCAAGGACCUGGAUGAGAAACCUGUAACUGCUCUCUGUGAUGUGGGACACAAAGCUACAGGUUAUAAGGUUCAGUGCUGGCUUUGACAGUGGCUUCACAGCUAUAUUUGGAUGAGGAUGUCCAAAAAUGUGGUUAAUGGACUAUCAGAGUUCACUAUCUAAGUAUGAAACACAAAGCUGAAAGGAUCUUGAAGUUGCGGAUAGGCUAUUUCUCUAUAACUUUUUAUAUAGUCGUUGUCUGCAGUUGUUAUUGUGUGAAUUAUACAGUGACUUUCAGGGAUGUCGACUAGCAUUUUAAAUAUGCUACAUUUUUAACUAAACAAACAAACACUAAAAUAGUUUAUAUCUGAUUGGUAAAUAUAUAAUAAAAUUACUAAUAAUGGCAAUGGGAAGUGCUUAAGUAAAAUUUUUCAAGAAAUUAAAAUAUACGAUUUUUAAAGUUAUUGAAACAUUAAAAAAAAAAAAAAAACAGUUUGAAACACUUGUUCUUGUAUGUAAAAAUGAUUAACUUCUAAGAUCCACUUGUUCUUUCCCCUAAUUCCCACUGCCAAAAGUGGUGAUCAUUUAAUUCCAGAUUGUUCUGCUUGUUCUCAGUUUUGCAGACAAUUCUGAUUCAGAUAGUCACAGAGCACUUUUAUACUGCUAACACUUAGUGUAAUAGGGACUUCCAGGUGCUAAUGCAGAAUUCAGCACUACUAGAUGGUGCUGCAGUUGUUGUUGUUUUUUUUUUUGUAAUGUGCAAACAGUGCUCUCUACUGGCAACAGUGCAAAAAGCAUCAUGGUCUGUCUAUCGUGUACUUUUAGUUAUUUAACUAUACUUUUUGUACUGUUUUAAACCAAUAAAUGAAAUGGUUUUCAUAUAAAGUUGAGUCCAUAUCUAUCUAUCUAUCUAUCUAUAGAUCUGAGACCAUA